GCUGAGGGAGGAGCUACUCGAUGGAUUGGCUAAAUUGGCCGAGUAAGUAAACAGACGAAAGAGGGGAGGGGGAAAAAGGAAAUUCCUCUUCUCCCCCUUCCUGUUCGGAAAAUCUUGCGCUGCGCAGCGUUGGCGACACCACCGGGAGCUGUGCGCUUAUUUUCUAUCCGUGUGAGGAGCACUGGAGGCGAAGGAUUUUGAGCAGAUCGUCGGACAGUGCGGCCUUCUCCUCCUAAUAUAGAAAACUGGAUGCUGGAGGAAAUGCGUCUCACGGGGUGCUGAUUUGCUUUUUGCAGUUUUUACAAACUCAUAUUUGUUUUUGCACGACCCAAGAGGCCCCGCUUACACUGCAUCUUUCUGCAGACCUAUUUUUUUAAUAACUGCUGUAGGCUAAGAAACGAGCUUUCAGUGUCCGCUGAGUGUUACAUAACCGAGUGGCUUUAGCUGUCCAAGGUGCUGAACCGAGCAGCCGAACCUCAAAACGGGGACGAGCUGUGAAGAAAACAGUCUUGCAAGGUCAAAGGCCUGUAGAGCGCUGGAUCCCACCUCGGUGAACAGAAGGGAAAAAAACACUGGGUGUUGGUGUUCAUAUUUUUUCUUCCCAUCGUUCCUCGGGGAGAAAUUAGUUUCUGCGGUGGUUGAUUGAGCGGAGAGGGAAAAUGUCGGGGCAGACGCUCACGGAUCGCAUUGCCGCUGCGCAGUACCAGCUAACGGGAUCGGAUAUGGCCCGGGCUGUCUGCAAAGCCACCACUCACGAAGUCAUGGCGCCCAAGAAGAAGCACCUGGAAUACCUGGUGUCAGCCACCAACACCACCAAUGUAAACAUCCCUCAGAUGGCUGACACGCUGUUUGAGCGAUCCACGAAUGCCAGCUGGGUGGUCGUCUUCAAGGCCCUCGUCACUACUCAUCACAUAUGCGUCCAUGGUAAUGAGAGGUUCAUUCAGUAUUUGGCUUCCAGGACCUCCUUGUUCAACCUCAGUAAUUUCAUUGACAAAACUGGCUCUCAUGGCUAUGACAUGUCUACAUUCAUCAGGCGAUAUGCACGGUACCUGAAUGAGAAAGCCUUCGCCUACCGCCAAAUGGCUUUUGACUUCACCAGGGUCAAGAAAGGUGCUGAGGGAGUGAUGAGAACCAUGACCACUGAGAAGCUGCUGAAAGGCAUGCCUGUUCUGCAGACUCAGAUCGACACACUCCUGGAGUUUGAUGUUCAUCCGAAGGAGCUAAACAAUGGCAUCAUCAAUGCUGCCUUCCUGCUUCUCUUCAAAGAUCUGGUGAAGCUGUUUGCAUCCUAUAACGACGGAAUCAUCAACCUGUUAGAAAAAUUCUUCAAGAUGAAAAAAAGUGAUUGCAAAGAGGCGUUGGAGAUUUAUAAGAGGUUCCUGACCAGGGUGACAAAAAUUGGGGAAUUCAUGAAGUUGGCUGAGACAGUGGGAGUGGACAAAAACGACAUUCCUGACAUCAACUAUGCUCCCAGCAGUAUCCUGGAGUCUCUGGAAACACACAUGAAUGGUCUGGAGGAUGUAAAAGGUGGAAAGAAAGGUGAAGGGUCUCCAACGAAGGGGUCUCCAACAAACAAUGUGUCUCCAACAUCGACUCCAGCCAAAUCUUCAAACGCCGUUCCCACACUGCAGCCGCCUCCUGGGGACGGUGCUGCUGCUGCUGCUCCUGAACCAGCUGAAGAUUCUUUGUUGGACCUGGACCCUCUGGCCUCCACAGGACCCCCGGCACCAUCAGCCACACCAACAUCCUGGGGAGAUCUGCUUGGAUCCGAAAUGGGUGAUUCCUUGCUAUCUGAAACCCCACUUGCCGCAGAGGCCGCCCCCUCCCCUGCAGCGGCAGCACCCACUCCUGCAGCGGCAGAGCCCGGCGUCUCUCUAGCUCCUCCCACUAGCACAGCAGCCGCCACUUCCCCUGGUGCCACCAAUAUGGAUCUAUUGGGAGAUGCCUUUGCUACACCUGCUCCUUCCACUGAGUCCACUGCUGCAGCAGCUGAGGGUGGGGCUGCUGCUUCGUCCACCCCAUCCACUAACUCUGGAGCUGAUAUGUUUGACUCCAUGCCAGACUCAAGUCUCUCCAAAACGGACCCCAUACCCAGCACUGACUUGUUUUCAGCAGCCGAUUUGUUCAGCUUCCCUGCACCCAUCCUCUCCUCUGCACCACCACCCAAAAUUGACACAGGAGGCAUCAUGAGCUUGUUUGGUGAGUCCACGGGAGGGGACGCCCCAGUUGCCGCUGCACCAGCUUCUGCUGCUCCAGGUUCUGAGCUCAUGUCAGUAUUUGAUGGGCUAGGCGACAUAAUGAAGCCCACUGUGACCCCUCAGGCAGGGGAUGUUGACACCUCCAUGGCUAACAUGGCAAGUAACCUCACAAUGGGAACAGCAGCAGCUCCUCAGGUAGCUCCCCCCAGUUGGGGUGCACCCAUGGCUGGAGCACCCGUUGCAGCAGCACCCAUGAUGCCCAUGGCGAGACCAAGCUUUCCUACAGCAGGAGUGACCCCUGGAGCACCGAUGUCUCCUGGAAUGGCCCAAAGCCCAAGAAAGCCCCCACCACCCAGGAAUGCUCUGGAUGACCUGAAUAUCAAGGACUUCAUGUAGACUGCCUGACCCAGUAACCCCAAGGUUUGUCAUUGUGUCUGGAGCUCUGUGGAUAUGGAUGUCUGCACCCUUCCUCCCAGCCCCUUCUUCAGCCAGCCAGCCAUCAUCUCUUCGAUCUUUACCCUCUAACCUCCCACCAGCCUUGAUUCUUGUAACAAACCCGCCCUCCUUAUCUAAUGUUGUAGCACAACUGUGAAUGUGAACCCUAGAUAC
Molecule: messenger RNA, 2807 nt
Organism: Girardinichthys multiradiatus
Lineage: Eukaryota; Metazoa; Chordata; Actinopteri; Cyprinodontiformes; Goodeidae
Product: clathrin coat assembly protein AP180-like
Exons: 25
Coding region: 660-2594 (644 amino acids)
Biological process (GO): clathrin coat assembly; synaptic vesicle budding from presynaptic endocytic zone membrane; clathrin-dependent endocytosis
Cellular component (GO): synaptic vesicle; extrinsic component of presynaptic endocytic zone membrane; clathrin-coated pit
Molecular function (GO): phosphatidylinositol-4,5-bisphosphate binding; 1-phosphatidylinositol binding; SNARE binding
Source: RefSeq, a predicted model, not a curated record